AUGAUGGAGGAGAUAGACCGGUUCCAGGUGCCUUCUGUUCGCGCUGAGAUGCAGCCGCUGGAUCCAACAGCUGCAUCUAUUUCGGACAGAGAUUAUGAUACGAGAGAGGGAGAGACUGUAGCCAUGAACUAUAAGCCGUCCCCACUUCAAGUGAAAUUAGAGAAGCAGAGGGAGCUGGCUCAGAAGGGCUCCCUGAAGAAUGGCAACAUGGGAAGCCCAGUUAAUCAGCAGCCCAAGAAGAACAACGUGAUGGCACGAACAAGGCUCGUCGUUCCCAAUAAGGGCUAUUCGUCAUUAGAUCAGAGUCCAGAUGAAAAGCCACUGGUAGCCCUGGAUACGGACAGUGAUGAUGACUUUGACAUGUCCAGAUAUUCCUCCUCAGGAUACUCAUCAGCUGAGCAGAUCAACCAAGACUUGAACAUCCAGCUGCUAAAGGAUGGGUACCGGUUAGAUGAGAUCCCAGAUGACGAGGACCUCGACCUAAUCCCCCCUAAAUCGGUCAACCCUACCUGCAUGUGUUGCCAAGCCACCUCCUCCACCGCCUGUCACAUCCAGUAGUGAGGCCAGCAGGCUGUGAUCAGUGCUUUCCACUAUAACUGUAAAACUUAACAGCCAUUGCUUCCUCCUAUGGUAGGACGUGCACCUCUUUGUGUUCAUGG
Molecule: messenger RNA, 659 nt
Organism: Gymnogyps californianus (California condor)
Lineage: Eukaryota; Metazoa; Chordata; Aves; Accipitriformes; Cathartidae
Gene: FAM219A
Product: family with sequence similarity 219 member A
Exons: 6
Coding region: 1-558 (185 amino acids)
Source: RefSeq, a predicted model, not a curated record